This is a messenger RNA of Prunus dulcis (almond), 422 nucleotides long. RefSeq names its product protein transport protein Sec61 subunit gamma. Gene Ontology annotation, cellular component: Ssh1 translocon complex; membrane. Gene Ontology annotation, biological process: post-translational protein targeting to membrane, translocation; protein targeting. The transcript is spliced from 3 exons. Lineage: Eukaryota; Viridiplantae; Streptophyta; Magnoliopsida; Rosales; Rosaceae. The record is from RefSeq and is a predicted model, not a curated record. Gene Ontology annotation, molecular function: transmembrane protein transporter activity. Bases 122 to 331 code for a protein of 69 amino acids.
CCAUUUUUGACCACUGUCUUAAACGCGUCUCAACUUUGUCUUCGACUACGUCUCCGUCUCCUGCAUACAUCUCUCUCUCUCUCUCUCUCUCUCUCUCUCUCACCCAAUUUGCUCAGAGAAAAUGGACGCCAUAGAUUCAGUAGUGGAUCCGCUCAGAGAGUUCUCUAAGGACAGCAUUCGGCUCGUCAAGCGGUGCCACAAGCCAGAUCGCAAAGAGUUCACGAAGGUCGCGCUCCGUACAGCGAUCGGGUUCGUAGUGAUGGGAUUCGUUGGGUUCUUCGUGAAGCUGAUCUUCAUCCCCAUCAACAACAUCAUUGUUGGAUCUGUUUAGGUCAUGUGCUGAAGUUAGAAAGAUGAUAGGUGCAGCAACUUGAAUUCACUAAGAAAGCAGUAGCUUUUAGUUCUCAUUUGGUUCUCAUUUG